This is a messenger RNA of Penaeus indicus, 4951 nucleotides long. RefSeq names its product aspartyl/asparaginyl beta-hydroxylase-like. Gene Ontology annotation, molecular function: peptidyl-aspartic acid 3-dioxygenase activity; protein binding. NCBI's taxonomy places the organism in Eukaryota, Metazoa, Arthropoda, Malacostraca, Decapoda, Penaeidae. Bases 1 to 3147 code for a protein of 1048 amino acids. Gene Ontology annotation, cellular component: endoplasmic reticulum. Gene Ontology annotation, biological process: peptidyl-aspartic acid hydroxylation. The record is from RefSeq and is a predicted model, not a curated record. The transcript is spliced from 11 exons.
AUGUAUUCUAAAGAUGAGGCAGACGACUAUGUAGCAGACUCGAAGGGCAAGAUCACGUUAACCAGCAAGUCGUCAAACAGCAGCGGGAGCAGCAAUGGCGACGGAGAAGGCAGUGGCAUCGUGGCGAAAAUCUUCUUCCUGAUCCUGUUGGUGUCCCUGUCGCUGGUAGUGGGCCUCAUUCUGGUUGAGCUGCGAGGCAAGCAGGCUGCCAUCAAGGAAGCGCCAUCCGCGGUGCCCGAAGCGGCAGAGUUCAUAAAAGAAGAUGAACCUUUAAUACCUGAAGAAAGUGCCUCGAUAGAUGAGGUCCCUGCCCCUGAAGUGCCACCUGGCCUACAGGAUGACCCAGUUGAAGAAUUCGAGCCUAUAGAAGCAACGCCACCUCUCGAGGAAUACAUUAAGGUUGUAGAAGAGGUUGUCGAGCAUCCUGAGGAGGAGGAGCCAGUGGAGCCUGCUCCUGUAGAGGAAGUCGUCCCAGAGGAACCUGCUGCAGAGGAUGACAGCUUUUUUGAAGCACAAGAGAGUGUGCCAGCGGAAGAGAUUGAGGUUGUAGAGAUUGUUGAAGAAGUUCCUGUUGAAGUUGUUGAAGUUAUUGAGGAGGUGAUAGAAGUGCCCAUAGAGGAAGUGGAAGAACCUGUGGUAGAUGAUUCACCUGCAGAGGAGGUUGAAGAGGCUGCACCUGUUGAAGAGGAAGCUGAAGAAGUAAUAGAAGAAGUUCAGGAAGAACCUGCAUCUGCAGAAGUAGUUGAAGAAGAGUCUGCACCAGUAGAAGUAGUUGAAGAAGAACCUGCACCAGUAGAAGUAGUAGAAGAAGAACCUGCACCUGCAGAAGUAGCUGAGGAGGAACCUGCACCUGCAGAGGUAGCUGAGGAGGAACCUGCACCUGCAGAAGUAGCUGAGGAGGAACCUGCACCUGCAGAGGUAGCUGAGGAGGAACCUGCACCUGCAGAAGUAGCUGAGGAGGAACCUGCACCUGCAGAGGUAGCUGAGGAGGAACCUGCACCUGCAGAAGUAGUUGAGGAAGAGUCUGCACCUGCAGAAGUAGUUGAGGAAGAGUCUGCACCUGCAGAAGUAGCUGAGGAGGAACCUGCACCUGCAGAAGUAGCUGAGGAGGAACCUGCAGAAGUUUUGGAAGAAGCUGUGCCUGUUGAAGUUGAGGAUGAAGCUUCCCCAGCGGAAGAGGUACAAGAGGAAGCUGCUGCUGUAGAAGUUCAAGAAGCUGUUGUUCCUGAAGAAGCUGCUGUACCUGCAGAAGUAGUAGUAGAAGCAGUAGAGGAAGUCAAAGAAGAACCCCAAGAAGUCGUUGAGGAACCUGUUGUUGCCGAAGAAGUGCAAGAAUUGGAUGCACCUGUAGAAGUGGAGGAAGCUGAGGAAACUCUUGCUGCUGCAGAAGAUGACGAUGAUGAUGAUGAUGCAGAGGAAGAGGAUGGUGAUGAGGAAGCAGAUGCAGAUGAUGAGGAUGAUGAUGAUGAUGAUGAUGAAGAAGGAGAAGGAGAAACUGAAGAAGGAAAGGAUGACGAAGAUGAUGAUGAUGAUGAAGUGGAACAAAAAGAGGAAAGAGAUGCCAGUAUGCAAUCCUUGACCAGUGCUUAUAUUCGUGUAGAAACCCUGGCUGAGGAGAUCACAAGUAUGGACCCAGAGAACGAGAUGGUGAGCCAGCUGACACCUCACAUUGCUGGUGUUCUGCGGGCCAUGGAGUCAGGCCACACUGCGGGACUGUCCGAGACCCUAGACCACAUCCAAGUCAUUCUGGAAGAUGUCAAAAGGAGGAUAGAAGAGGGGGAGCCGGAGGAACCUGAAGCAGAGCAGCAAGAAGAGAAAGAGACGAUACCUCCCUAUGAGAAGGCUGACAUUACCAGUGAUGUUGAUAAUGAUAUUCGCAAGGAGCUAGAUGCAGCAGAAAAGGAGUUACCUCAGAACCCAGGGAAAGCUCUGAACAGCUUUGGAGCCCUUCUCCACCGUGUGCCCCAGUCCGCGCGCGCACUUUAUGGCCGAGCCUGCAGUCUGGACCGCCUGGCUGAAGUAGAGCGCUCCAACUCACGGCUGGAACAGGCUAUUGCCACGUACCGCAGCAUCAUCGACAUGGCCGACGAACACCCAGACCAGGUGCCCUUGCCACUCCUGCGACUGGCAGCGGAAAAGUGCAUCGAGAGAAUGAGAUUCAGAGGGUUCAUGGGCAAAGCGGUCAGGGUUCAGCAGCGAUUGCUGCAGAGGUUCCCCGAGGACAUCAGUCUCAGGAAUCAGAUGGGGGUGACCUUCCUUCUGAUGAACCAGCCGACUGCAGCUAAGGACGUGUUCAAGGAGGUCCUUGAAAAGUGGCCGGAGGAUGGGUUUGCGCAGGUACAUUAUGGAUUUGUCUUGAAAACAUCGUACAACAAUAACACCGCCGGAAUUGAGUACAUGCGAAAGGGCAUCGGCAGCGGCGCAGAGGGCACUCAGGAUGGCCGUUUCUACUUCCAUCUUGGGGAUGCUCUGCAGCGGGAAGGGAAGGCAGAAGAAGCUUAUAAGUUGUACGACACUGCUGUUGGAAAGGGCUUGUUCCUCAGCCGAUACCAGCGUUCCUUAUACAAUGUUGACAGGCUGAGUUCGCAGCCCCAUUGGACACAGGAGGAGACUACGUAUCAAGAGUUCUUCAAAAAACUGGAGCAGAACUGGCUAGCAAUUCGAAAGGAAGGCCUAGAAGCACUUGCUCUGCCGCCCCAAGAUGGAUUCCGCCCGGAGGCAGAGAACCUCCAGGAUACGGGGGACUGGAAGCAGUAUGAGAUUUUCUCUCGAGGAAGGAAGAUAACUGCAAACUGUGUGAAGACCCCUCAGACAUGUGCUCUUGUUGAGAGCUUCAAACCAGCUGCUGGAUGCAAGCGUGGACAGGUGAAGUUCAGUGUCAUGUAUCCUGGCACACAUGUUCAUGCUCACACUGGCCCUACCAACUGCCGCUUGCGAGCCCACCUGGGCCUGCUCAUACCUGAAGGGCUACGCCUACGCGUGGGUGAAACCAACCUAAGCUGGGCUGAAGGGAGAGUCAUUGUGUUUGAUGACAGCUGGGAACACGAAGUCUGGCAUGAGGGGGAUUCCCCGCGGUUGAUCCUCAUAGUGGAUGUGUGGCACCCAGAGCUUACGGAAGAGGAAAGGUCAUCCUUGUCCCCAAUAUAAUUUCGAAUCGAACACUUGCGUUCCUUUGGCGGCCAGUAGUGGUUCCUUCUUUAAGAGUCUUAAACAAGGUACUUAUUUAAGCAAAUGAGCUUAGUCACAUUUUCGACAGUGGAACAAACAGGAGCAGAGAACAAAGAUUAUAUGCAAAGAAUUUUUAUCCAGUUCAAGUGAUGUAGAUAUGCUUAUGAUGAUGUGUUUUGAUACUGCCUCUUUCUUUUCUUUUUUUCUUUUUCUUUUUAAGUUCUCUCUUACCUUGUACUUGAGAGUCUUGUGAAUUAUGUUAGGGAUUCAGUUCCAGAUAAAUGUCCAAAAGUUGUAAAAAAAAAUGUCUGCCGGUCAAAAAGGGUUACCUUGCACCAGAAACAAAGAUUAGUCCCGAGAGCCCAGGAAGUUGGAGUCAGCUCUUCCCACUCACUAGUCUGUUCUUUCCUCAUACAUGUAGUUCCUCCCAGUAUCACUAGUGGUUCAGGAUGUGCCAUCUUACAGCCAGUGUUUCAUGGAAGGAUAGUAAUGGUACAUACUGCCGUUGUGUAACUCCAUCCUUUUAUUUUCUUCUCAAUAUCCAAAUCGGAUAACUAGGAUAACUAUAACAUAUAUGCAUAAGUAUGCAUAUAUAUAUAUGUAUGUAUGUAUCUGUGUGUAUAUGUGUAUACAUAUAUAUAUGUAUAUGUAUAUGUAUGUAUGUAACUAAUUUUUUUUUUGUUUUUUUGUUUUUGUUUUUUUUUGUUUUUUUGUUUUGUUUCCAUUAAUAAAUAGAAACACAUUUUUUUUUAGAUGGUGAUAGGGAACAGCUUUUUUUUUUUCCCCAUGAAAGUGAUCUGUUAAAUAUGCUGUGGCCCUUCUUUGUCUGUUCGUCAGCCGUCUUCCUUUGAGCUUAAAGACAAUGUGAGAAAACAUUUGAGUGAGGAGCUGGAAAAGAUAGAUAGAUAGAUAGAUAGUGGCAAAGUUCCUUUUUUUUUUUUUUUUUUGCUUUUCCAGCUAGUAUUUUUUCAAGAUAGAGUCGCAUGCAACAUUGCACUGAACCAUCUUCAAUAUUUUUGUAUCGAUUGUUGUUAAUGAUGGUGCCAGUGUCUGACUUUCUGCAGUAAAGUUGUAGGGUAGAAAUUUGUUGAUUGUAUGUGUGAAAGUUCUAUGUUCUAGCAAGAAUGAGGUUUUGGGAUCAUAGUUAGUGCUCUCAAAUUAUCUGGUGAAAUUUGGUAUUUAUUUUUUUUUAUUCAUUUAUUAUUAUUUUUUUUUCUGUUUCAAUUUUUUAUGGUGCUUAUUUUUUGUCACAAUUCUUAUUGAUUUCUGCUUGUAACUGGUGCUAUUUUCUUUUCUUUUUUACAAUUUCAGGAAACCAAUAGCACACACACAAAAAAAAAAAAAAAGAAAAAAAAAAAAGUUUUGGUUUAUAAUACAUGUCAUGGACCAGCAAAAAGUCCAUAAGUUAUGAUAUCAAUCACAUAGUAAAGUCACAGAGAAUUUUUUUUUUUUUUUUUCUUUUUUCCCUUAAUGAAAAUCAUAUUCGACCUGUUCUGUACUUUGCUAGUCAGGAUUCCAGAAUAGGUCACAGAGUACUUCCUUUUUGUGCCUUACUCGUGCUCAAAUCUUGUAAGACCUGAGGCCGUGAGCGUCUUGGGUAUCCAUGCAGUAUCCUCAUGGUGUUCUUAGUUUUGAUAAAGGUUAUUGUAUGCGAAGGAGUGAAUGGAGUUCAAAUGAGUGUUUAGAAGAUACAAAAUACAGUCACACAUAUAUGUUGUAUUCGGUGUUGAAAUGAAGCUAUGUUGUCAGAUACUCCUCCCCCCCCCCCCAACACCUUUUUUUU